AUGGCAGACACGACGCUGGGACUGGGCCGCGGUUUAGCGGCAGGUGUCGGCAGCAGUGACCUGACCGGCGAGUCACCGGCCACAUCCAACAACGCGCACACGGAAGCCGGCUUCGGUAGCGGUGGCGGAAGUAGCAGCAGUGGCAGCAAACGUUCUCGACUGAAUUUAGAAUCCAAAUGUUCCUCGCUGCGGAAGCACCUCAGCAAGUCGGCGUCCGAAUUGAGCUGCAACGACUGUGGCGGUUCCGGUGACUCGCCGCAGUCUUCACCACAGCGGGCCCGCUCGGCAAACGCGCCCACGAUACCGGGGGUCAUACAGCGAACGCACGGGUUUUUCAACACACUCCGGCACCGUUGGUCCCGGGCGAGAAGUAAGGAGCGCCUCCGCGGAUCGCUGUGCCAGGAAGUCGAGGGGCGGCGCGAUAGCCAGAGCGAUUACGCGGCCGAUAACAGUUCCGCCGAGCACAGUAGCUCCGCCACACCGCACCAGUCGCCGCGACACCGGGCCCAAACCCUGGGCGAUUCUCCGUUGGCCAAAGCGAACGAAAAGGGUGACGCGCAGGUGGCGCCAGGUAGCGGCACCGUGGAGACCGGCACCAGCAGCUGUUCAACCGUGGUCGGAGUGCUGAAGGUGCUGACGACGAAAGCGGACAUCGAAUCAACGGGUGGAGGUUCCAGCGCCGUCGGCAGUGUGCUGGGCCACUUGACAAUCGGCGGGCUGGCAAAGGUGGCGGAGGCUCCGCCCGGACCGUCCGGGAUGCAGCCGGCCGAUGACCAGCAGCGGAGGCGCGAGACGCAGCUCAGGCAACACUCGUUCUUCCAGCUGCGCGUCCACCUGAUCAGUGGCCACGGGCUCGUGGCGAUGGACAAGAGCGGCACCAGCGAUCCGUACGUCAAGUUUAAAGUUGGCGGGCGGCUCCUGUACAAAUCGAAAACGGUCCACAAGGACCUGAACCCGACGUGGGACGAAACGUUUGUCGUGCCGGUGGAGGACCCAUUCCAGCCGAUAGUGAUAAAGGUGUUCGACUACGAUUGGGGUCUGCAGGACGACUUUAUGGGCUCGGCCAAGCUGAGUCUCACCUCGCUGGAGCUGAACCGUGCGGAGGAUCUGACGAUCAAACUGGAGGACGCACAGCGGCCCUCGAAGAAUCUGGGGGAAAUCAAGCUCAACGCUACGCUGUGGCCCAAAACCCAGGAAGACAAAGAGCAAUACUUUCAGCGCAACCCGAAGCUGGCCGACGCGUCCCGGCGGCUCAAGUCCCAGAUCUGGAGCUCGGUCGUGACGAUCGUGCUGAUCGAGGCGAAGGCGCUACCACCGGAUGGUGACAAUGGGCUGAACGAUAUCUACGCUAGGUUUAGGUUAGGUAAUGAGAAAUACAAAUCGAAGCCAUCGUACCGGGCGCGGUGGUUGGAGCAGUUCGAUCUGCAUCUCUUCGACGACGACCAGCUGCUGGAGCUGGUCGUCUGCGGCAAGUACAGUACCUACGGCAAGUGCACAAUCGACCUACGCAGUCUUCCGCGAGAGCGCACACACAGCAUCUGGCAGCCGCUGGAGGAGUGCCCCGGCGAGGUCCACCUAAUGCUGACCAUCAGCGGGACGACGGCGUCGGAAACCAUAACCGAUCUUACCUCCUACAAAGAGGACUCGAAGGAGCGCGGCGUCAUUCAGAGUCGCUACAUAUGGCACAAAUCGCUGCAAAACCUGCGCGACGUUGGACAUCUCACGGUGAAGGUUUUUAGCGCAACGGGACUGGCGGCCGCCGACAUUGGCGGGAAGUCGGACCCGUUCGUCGUGCUCGAGCUGAUCAACGCCCGCCUGCAGACGCAAACUGAAUACAAAACGCUGACACCGAACUGGAACAAAAUAUUCACAUUCAACGUGAAAGACAUGUCGUCGGUGCUGGAAAUUACCGUCUACGACGAGGACCGCGACCACAAGGUGGAGUUUCUGGGCAAGGUGGUGAUACCGUUGCUGCGGAUACGAAACGGCGAGAAACGGUGGUACGCGCUGAAGGACAAGAAAAUGUACUGCCGUGCCAAGGGCACCCAACCUCAGAUUCUGCUGGAGAUGACGGUGAUGUGGAACAAGGUGCGGGCGGCGCUGCGUGUGCUCGAGCCGAAGGAAGAGAAACUCGUCCAACAGGAAGCCAAGUUCAAGCGACAGCUCUUCCUGCGCAACGUUACCCGGCUGAAAGCGGUCAUUAUGUACUUUAUCGAAGUGGGACAGUUUGUGCAGAGUUGCUUUGAGUGGGAAUCCCCGAUACGGUCUUUCAUAGCGCUGAUUUUAUGGAUCUGCGGUUGCAUCUGGUUCGAUAUAUCCACCAUCCCGGCGGUAGCUCUGCUAUAUCUUCUCAAAAAUUGGUUGAUACGCUGGUUAACUGGAAGUUCAUCCCCAUCAACCGCUGACGAGUACGAUGUACUUAGCGAUGAUGAAGACGAGGAAGAUAAAGAAAAGGAGGAGAAGAAAACAAUCAAGGAACGCUUGCAAGCGAUACAGGAAGUGUCGCAGAGUGUACAAAAUACCAUCGGCUUUCUGGCGUCACUGGGCGAAAGUGUUAAAAACACCUUCAACUUCUCGGUACCGGAGCUGACAUGGCUAACGGCGUUCCUGCUGCUUAUAGCAUGCCUAGUGCUGCACUACAUCCCGGUUCGGGUGCUGCUGCUUCUCUGGGGCCUGAUCAAGUUCAGCCGCAAGUUCUUCCGACCACACACUGUGCCCAACAACGAAGUGCUCGAUCUGCUAUCACGAGUGCCGGACGAUGAAGAGAUUAUCAUGUGGCGAGAGUUGCCGCUCCAUUCGACGCCCGAAAUGACACGCAGGGACCCACGGAAGAAGCACAAAGUGUCGUAAUGUUACCAAACCACCCUGAGGCGAUACCUCAGGGAUCAUCUUAGGAAAGCGCUGAGCAUCAGCAAAGCAAAACCGGACGCAAAGGAUGUCUAGCGCCAUUGAGGGGGGCCAAGCACGUCGAACGUUUGCUCUACUCCUGAUACUACUGAUAGCUUUACUGCGCUGAGAAAUUAUGCUGUUCUCCUCUUACAGUUCCACAACUCCCAAUUCUUCCAGCUCUCUUCAUCGCUUGAUCGUUUUCCACUAAUGUUAUUGUCGACUUGCCUAUGUGCGACUAGGCAAAAUAUACAGUUAGCUAGUUACAUCCCGAUUGUAGGUUAGGAGCCACACGGUAGUGCCCUCUUCCCAACGAUGCCGAGAACAAUAAGUAGUGGGGCAUGUAAAACAUUCACUUCACCUUUUCACUCUCUCGUUCAUUCUUCUCCGGAACCGGAACCAGUAGCAGUAAUCAAGGAACUCGAAUCGAUAAAUACUCUAGUGGUACACGUAUCAAAGUCUAUCCCGUUGCAAAUCACGACAACAAUCAACAUUACGCGAUAUCAAAACGAAAACGCAUCGGGAUCGGGUUUUGUUGAGUUUCAUUGUUACAUCGCACAUGCAUCGAAUCAUGAGGCGUCGCUUGUGCAGAUAUUUUCGUUCUAAUGUUUCUAAAGAACAGACAUUUUGCUUGUUAUUUGCAUCGAGCGUUUGCCGGGUUUCGUUAAUCCGUUUCAAUCGAACGAGAGAAACAAACGUCGAUGAAUUCCGUCCAACGUAGAGAAAUAGAAGAAGACACCAUCAUGAAACAAGCAUUCCCAUAAAUGAAUCAACAAGAAGGCCGAACAAGUUCCAUGAAGUGUCUGUCCCGCGAACACACAUAGUCGUAGCGUAGUUAAGCGUCAAUCGAGUAGUAUAAAGCACACUUUUUCAUUCCAUUUGAUCAAUUCUCAACACACCUCCCAUUUACCCAUUUCAGAAUCAAUCGUGUGUGUGUGUGCUCUUUUACGUGUGGGACAAAUCAAGCAUUAAAAUGUAAAAAAUGCACCAUUUAAUAGCACGAUGUACAUAUGUAGCCGACGAUGGCCAUGGCGGUGAUGCAUUGGGUUGCGUUUGGCGGUACUGUUUAAUUUAAUUCGAUCGGAAACUCACAAGCACCAGACACGUGUACCUUUUUGUUGGUUGUAAAAGAUAAAUUCCGUACUACCACCGGUCGCGUAUUAUGGCCUUAACAAACUGAGCAAUGCACUCCUCUCGAUUGCACCCCUUGCUUGUUUUGCGGAAAAGAAAGACUUGAGACCUUGUCAUGCACAACACCACACCGACCGAUCGCAGUAGCAGUAGAACGAUGGUGAAGAUUUACGAGCUGAAAUGCCUUGGUUUUUGGCGUAGCGUAGCGUUAUUUGUUACACAACGGUGGUACGUUUAUUUGAUAGCGUCACGUAGAAGGGAUAAUGUCACAUCAUCGCAACCACAACAUUGUUACGUAGCUAGUGGUUCUAGUAAUCGAAGCCAAAAAUUUGCAGCCCACCAGCCCCGGCAAGGCGUAUGGUACGAUACGUUGCGAUCCUCCAACGUUACCUUCAACUUUAGUUGCGCGGUUGCAGAGCUGAACGCGGUUAGUCUUGCGAUUUUUAAGGCCAUUUGGUGGUUCCGUCUCCUCCGUGUCUUCUACGCGAUUGGUUGGUUCGUACCGUUCGAACUACUACUUCGUUGCAAAUUACAUUACUUAUCGUACAAAAACUAUGCGUGAUACGGGCCCUGUUUUACAGAAAACAGAGGCUAUGCUUCAGCCGAUUGAGCAGAGUUAUAUCGAUCCUAAUAAGUAGCUAGGGAAAACAAAGAAUUAUUAUUACUUGCAGAGAGGGCCUGCGGUUCCAAGAAACGUGGCCGAUCUGAAAUACUGUGACCAUCAAAGAUAGACAGAACAGGACACGUUCCGUUAGAGUAGCUUCAUCGUUGCUACGGCUUCGAUUCGCUUGCUCUCGUUUUCCGGUUGCAGCCCGGGCUUGUUUACGGAAAAAUAGCAUUAUUUACACAGCAAAAUAGAAACGAAAGAACAACGAGCAGCAUGAAUGUAAACAAACGAAACCAGAGCGAAGCCCAGCCCAGUCCAGAUCUAAACAUCAAACAUUUGCGCUUCUUGCCUAAGGUACAUGAUGCGUGUGACAACUUUCGGGGCCAGCACCCCAAGCAAAUGCAACGAUUCCAUUUCCAAUUACACUAGGCAAACGUGUUAUUGUUCCGCGCGUAAGAUUUUUUACUGUUUCGGCUAGCAGGGCGCACAGAAUACUUUACACUACACACAUUAACAGCGCAAAAUGGAGCUUGUCAUAGUUAGAAAAGAGCUUAGAUCGUAGUUUACACGUUUCAAAUCACACAAUUCUUCUCUUUCGCUUUAAUCAGAUAGCAAGCUGCAUGUCCCUUCGCCUUUGACCAAAGAUCUAAACUGCACCACGACAGUGACUAACUGUCGUUCAGAGAGAGAACCCUAAGAAGGAAAUCAUUAACCAGUUCCGAAAAUGAGGCCGAAAAGCUGUAUCGGAGUGUGAGCGCAGCCCAAAGGACCCAAACACAAUAGCAGUAGCCCCGCACCGAAAAGAUGACCGCAGAUGUCUUCGUCCACAAUAGUCGCGCCACGUAAUGUUACGCAAAUGAAUGCUAAUGCAAAAUACUUAAACUCUCUUGUUAGCACACUCUCUAGCACACUCUAUCGGGCGACCAUUCCCGUAAUGGAGAUCGCAAAGCAUUGCCUCGCGGUAUGAAAAAAGUCACUGAAGCGCCACUGGCGGGUGCCGUAGUAGUGAAAGUUUUGCGAUUCAACAACGAAUUGAUCAGUAGCGGCUCUAGCUCUCGAUCGGUGAAUGAUCUUUUACCAGCGCAUAGGGCAUUGUUUUGAGCAACACCGAAAAUUGUCACAACCUCCAUAUUGCGCACCCUUGUUGCAGCACUCACAGCAUUCAGCUACCUUCCUUUCGAGCUUAGCUUAGCGUUCGUUUGGUGCACCAAUGCACCAUAUGCAUGCAGCAUCAUGCAUGCUGAUCGGUUGAGCGUACAUUUCUUAUACAAAGUUGAUGACAACCAAUU
Molecule: messenger RNA, 5913 nt
Organism: Anopheles cruzii
Lineage: Eukaryota; Metazoa; Arthropoda; Insecta; Diptera; Culicidae
Gene: Mctp
Product: multiple C2 and transmembrane domain-containing protein
Exons: 14
Coding region: 1-2850 (949 amino acids)
Biological process (GO): regulation of neurotransmitter secretion
Cellular component (GO): synaptic vesicle membrane
Molecular function (GO): calcium ion binding
Source: RefSeq, a predicted model, not a curated record